AUGUUGGAUACGAUCGCCCGUGGCCUGCAGGACCUGGGCAGGCAGGUGCUGCCCACUCUGCCCUCGCUGAGCCAGGAGGAAGUCUCUAUUAUCUGGGGGAAUGUAUCAGAAUUUGUGGGACGGCAGUUAACCCUGCACAAGGGGGUUCAGAUUCCAGGAUUUGGAACUUUCACUUUCAUAAGACAAAAGCUCGAGGUGGGAAACAACAAAUUUAUCUUAAUCCAGAGGCCUGUGUUUAUCAUGGCGGAGAAGCUAGUGCAGAUCCAUGGACUCAAACAAAACAAAGUAUACACUCCUGGUGAUAUCCCAAUUGUUCCACUUAAUUUUGUCAUGAUAUCCCUGGAGGGUCCAUUUAACAGAGAUGUGGUGGAAGGAUGUGUGAAGGAGACAUUGCUUUUUUUAUCGCAAUCCAUUUCCAUGAAACAAAAUGUGGAGUUUACAUUCAAAGGAAUUGGAGUCCUCAUGAUCAGAGACAGCAAAGUGAAGAUGAGGUUUUAUAAAGACUUCCUUUGUACCAUGGAUGGAAGUGGGGCUUUGGCAAAGGCCCUAGCAAAUAGGCCUGGCACUGUGGACUCGGUGUUGUCUAGCAGAGAGGCCUUGAGGAAGUGGCCCAGCAGUGUGCUUGCAUUUCCAAGGAUUGAGCUCAAGGAGAUGGAAAACAAACUGCCUAUGGAGACCCUUGCAGAAGAAUGUGGAGAGAAUAGAGAAAGGAAGUGCAAGUUAAAAGACCAGUCAGACAAAGAAGAAGGCACCAGAGAUAUCUCAUCACCCAAAAGACUUCGAGAUAGACAAGCUUUGUUCCCUGCCAAAGUGACAAAUGUCAGCUUGCUGGAAAAGUUUGACCGAAGUGAGAGUGGUGGGAAGAUUAUGACCCCUGAAAGCUUAUCAUCUCCAAGUUGUCUGAAACAUGACAGUGAGAUGAAGCCCCAAACAUCUCCAGCUUGCCAGGAUCAUAAUAAGGCAGGACAGGAAAUGUGCUAUGUAUGUUUGCAACGAGCACAACGAAAUUCCCUGUUGUACUACAGUGAGGAAAGGAGGAGAGAGAUAGAAGAUGAGAGACUCAUACAGCAGUAUCAGAUGUUGAAAGAUCAGGAGGCUCUCUUCAGACACCAGAUGAAAAGUCUGGCUACUAGAGAACAGAAUCAGAAAAAUGCUGCCUAUAAUCUUGGAGUUGCUGAAGCUAUAAGAAGCCACAAGAAUGAGAAACCGGAAUUUUAUAAAUCCUUCCUAUUUGACAAACGGCCACUCAGUCCUGCGCUUAAUGCUCUUAAGCAAGAGGAGUAUUCCCGGAGUCUCCUGAAACAAAUGGAUAACAGACAGGAAAACGAAAUAAAGCAAAGACAAUACAGAGAGUUGAUGGACCGCCUGGAACAAGUGCAACUCACAGAGGAACUUGCUGCGCAAAGAGCGAAAUUUUUAAAAGAUAAGAUGGAAGAAACACAGUGUUACAAGAGAGCUUUGGAUGCACAGAUAAAGAACAAACCCUCCCGGCUGCCCCGCUUUGAGCCAGACUCCUCCGAGCCCAUCUUUGGUAAGAAUGAGGGUGAACUGAUGGUGGAAAAGCAAAAGCGUGAACAAAAUUUCAUGAAACACCAGCUGGAGGCAGCUGCUAACCACAAGAGGAAAGCCAUCCUGCAUCAACUAGUGGACCAGAGGCGGGAUUUGCAAAUGCUUCAGAGGACACAAAGAGAGCACUUGGCAGACAGAACCACUGAGCUGGAGCGAGUAAAUAGAGUCAACCAAUGCUUACAGGAGGACUGGGAGAGGAGUGCUGCGAUGAAGAAGCAGCGAGACCUGGAGGAGAAGGCUUUUGAACGGGCUUCAGACAAGCUGUUUCUCCUCGACCAGUGUGAGAAGUAUCGGCGCUGCAAGCAAUGCCAGAGGCGCACCUCCAACGUGGGCGAGAGCAACCUGUGGCCCCUGAACAAGUUCCUGCCUGGCUCCCGGUUGCUUGUGUAAAACUCAAAGUUUGGCUCUGCGUUUCCUGGGGAAAGUUUUUAUCUUUUACAUGUUUGGGGGUGAUUGUGAAACUGCGUAUUUUUACCUCAGAGAAAAAAAUCAUUGUUUAGAUUUGGUGCUUUCAUUAGAUUGCUUGUUAAGCCCUUACUGAAUUCACUCCUGCUUUCCUCCCACCCCCCACUUAUUUCCUAUACUCAUCUCUGAUGGCAGUGAAGGUGUCUAAAUGGUCCUGAGGGCUAGAACCUGCGGCACAGGGGCUGGGAAUCAGACCCAGCUUCAUUAUGGCUGCUGGGGUGCUGCUGACCCAGCCCUGCUGCUGCUCCAUGACUUUGUGUACAAAACUUUUUUCAUCUGUAAUGAAUAGUGGCAAUAAUAAAUAUUUUCUAAGCGCC
Messenger RNA from Nomascus leucogenys (northern white-cheeked gibbon), 2351 nucleotides. It is a transcript of the gene CCDC81, whose product is annotated as coiled-coil domain containing 81. NCBI's taxonomy places the organism in Eukaryota, Metazoa, Chordata, Mammalia, Primates, Hylobatidae. Gene Ontology annotation, cellular component: centrosome. The record is from RefSeq and is a predicted model, not a curated record.